AUGAGUAGUACAACUAAAAAAAAGUUGAACAUAAAUUCUAAACCAUUUAAUAUAGAAGACACAUAAAACUAAACAUAAUCUCAUCCUAAUAUUGUACUUACUUCAAAAGUAUACUAACCAAAAAAUGAGAUCCAAGAAUAUUUUCAUAAAAAUAAUCAUACUCCUUUUGAUGAUUUAGCACCUGAUUUUAUGAAUAAUUAAAUUACAUAAAUUACUUAAUAACCACCUAAAGUUAUUCUAUAAUCUUAAGGAAUAAAAAAAAAAAAAGAAUUAAGAAAAACUGAAUAUUAAUUUGAUAUCGACCCAACAUUUUAAGAAAAGGUAACAAUUAAGAUUAUUUAAGUAGAUUGAACAAAAAAAUAAAGAAGAAUUAGAAUAACAAAAGUUAGAAGAAUAAAGAAAAAUAGAAGAAGAAUAAAGAAAAAUAGAAGAAGAAAAAUUAAGAUAAGAAGAGCUUCAAAGAUAAGAAGAAUUAAUUAAACUUGAAGAGCUUAGAAAAUAAUAAUUAGAAGAAGAAUAAAGACUACCAAAACCAUACACAAAAGAGCAACUUGAAACUAUUUUUGCAAACAUGAAUGAUUUUUAAUAUUUUGAAAGUGACAAUAAUUGGAUUAGAAUUAAAGACAGAAAACAUUUUGAUUAUAAAGAAUUAAAAAGAUAUGAAUAAAGAAAAGAUAGUAAAAUACCUACAUAGAAAAGAGAUAAACCAGAUAUUCAAUUAGAUAGAUAACCAGUCUAAUAAAUUGAGCCUAAUUUAAGAAUGCCAUAAAGAGCACCAAUCUCUAUAUAAGAAUAACUUUGGAAAGAUAAAUUAAAAGAAGAAGCUAAUGCUUGGACUUAAAUUCUUAAUACAACUCCAGAAUAAAAAAAAGCUAUAGAAAAAGAACUUAAAUAUAGGUUAAAUUAAUUAGCUCCAGAUAAUGAAGUCUAAGUCUCUAAAUUUAUUAUAGAUAUUAUUGAAUAAAAGUAAUUGUAUUACUAUAUUUGUAUAGUUAAGAUUUCAUAGACUUUUUAACUGAAAAAAUAAUAGAAAAAGCUUAAGUUGAACCCAAAUAUAGAGCAUUAUAUAUUAAUUUAUGUUCUAAAUUAGCCCUUUUACCAUCUUUAUAAUCAACUCAAGACAAAAAUGGCAAGAUAAGAUAAUAAUCCAAAUUCAAAACGUCUUUAUUGAAUAGAGUUUAAAAAAUGUUUAAUAGUAGAAAAACAAUAGAUUUAGAUACAUCAAAAUUAAAACCUGAAGAAAAGAUAUAAUAUCAUAUGAUUAGAAAGAGAAAGAUUAUGGGAAGUAUAUAUUAUUAGUUUAUUUGAUAGAUGUUAGAUUUAUUGGUGGAUUAUAUUUAGCAACAUUACUUCCUAUAUAAGCAUUAUCUAGUGUAUUAUCUGAAUUGAUAGGAGAAUAUCUUGUUGGUUAUGUUCCAAAUGGAGAUACUGCUGAUGAAUCUUUAGAAGGAUUAAUUGAACUUAUAGAUUAAAGUAUUCAUUCAUAAUAAAUUAUUAGUUGGUCAAAGUUUUAAUUAAAAUGAUAGAAUUACAGAUGAUGCAUUUUUAUUUAAAAUUGGAUAGAUUUUAAAUGGUAAAAUGAAAACAUAAGAUUAAAUUGAAACAUUGUUUAGAGAUAUUAAAAAAUCAACUGUUUUAAAUUUAAUGGAAAUAGUAUUUUAAAAACUUUUAGAAAAUUAUCAUUUUUCUUAAAGAAUUAGAUUACUAAUUGAAAAUUUAUUAGAUAAAAUUUAAAAGGGUUGGUAAGGUGUUUAUGCAAAAAAAGAAGAAUUAGCAGAAAGUGCCUAAAAUACACAUGAAUUAGAAGAAGAAGAUCCUUUAGAACUUAAAUUAAAAGAGGCUAGAUAAAAUUCUGCAAAAAAGGAAAAUCAAUCAAAUGAAUAAGAUUAAAAAAUAAGAGCAAAAGAUAUUACAAUGUUAGUAAAUAGUUCAUUUACAUUUGAUCCAGUUGAUUAGAUGGAUAAAUUAAGAAGUGAAUUGAAAAGGAUCAAAUUAGAAGCCCCAGAAUUGUUAAAAGUAUUCUUUGAAACUUUCUUUUAAAAUAUGUUAGCUUGUAUUUAUUUAUAUUUAAUUCUAGUAAAAUAAGUAAAAUAAAAUAUUGAACGAGCUCAAUUAGUUUUUGAUAUAUUAGUCUUAGAAGAAGCAGAAGAGGAUAUUGUUACUUAAGCACUUUAAGAUGUAAAUAUUGUAUUUAUCUUAAGAUCUUAAAUGAGGAUUUAGUUUAUAAUAUAAGUGAAUCUAGUUCCUCUUGUAAAUUAAUUACAAAUAUAUUGUCCUGUUUUAUCAUUGAAUUAGAUUGGAAUGUUAUGAAAAAACUUUAGUUAAAACCACUUCUUGAUAUAGAAGAUUUUAAUGAAUUUUUAAUUAAAGUAGGAAAUCAAUUAAUAACCAAAUUUCCAGAUUAAUCAAGUAGAGACUUGAUUAUAAAAUAUUUUAAUUUGCUCAAAUAAGAUUUGAGCACUUAAUUAAAUUUUGAUUGA
Molecule: messenger RNA, 2480 nt
Organism: Paramecium sonneborni
Lineage: Eukaryota; Ciliophora; Oligohymenophorea; Peniculida; Parameciidae
Source: the annotation of a GenBank genome assembly